CAAUACCCUCAAUUUUACCAUGAAGCCCGUCCUCCUCGCAAGUCUGCUUGCCGGCACCGCCAUGGGUGCUGCCCCUCUCGGCGAACCUUUUGGCUGUGGUACGCGUGAUUUGAACAAUGAAGAGCGUGCCAAUCACCAGGAGGCCCAAGCUGUUGAGAUAGCCGCUGCCUCUGCCGGUCUCGCUGCCCGAGACAACCUCAUCAUUAACACAUACGUCAACAUUGUUGCCUCGACCGAUGCCAAGGCCAAGGCCAUCACUGACGCAACUAUUGCUAGCCAAAUGCAGGUUCUCAAUGACAACUACGCCCCUAGCGGCAUCAGCUUCACCCUCCAGAACACCACGCGAGUUGUCAAUGCUACCUGGGCCGUUGACGGCGACAAGACUUACAUGAAGAAGGUCUUGCACCGCGGCACUUACGCCGACCUUAACCUUUACUUCCUGGAAAGCCUUGGCAAGAACUUAGGCUACUGCUACUUCCCCGAGGCCAAUGUUAAGACUGGCAGCACAAUCUGGACGAGAGACGGCUGCACAAUCCGCGCUGACACGCUCCCUGGCAACACCGGCCUCUACGGCCUAGGCAAGACUGCGACCCACGAAGUCGGACAUUGGUUCGGCCUCGCUCAUACUUUUGAGGGCGGUUGCAUUGGGCCGGGCGACGAGAUUGAUGACACUCCCGCGCAGGCGAGCGCUUCCAGAGGAUGCCCGGUUGGACGCGAUUCCUGCCCGGACCAGCCUGGACUCGAUCCAAUUCACAACUACAUGGACUACAGUGCCGACUCUUGCUACGAGGAGUUUUCUGCUGGGCAGCAGGAUCGUAUGCACAGCAUGUUUAACCUUCUCCGAAAGGGCGUUUAAGUUGUAAGUAUUAAAUAGAUAUAAAUAAGUACAUAACAAGAAUUUACAUAUAGU
Molecule: messenger RNA, 910 nt
Organism: [Torrubiella] hemipterigena
Lineage: Eukaryota; Fungi; Ascomycota; Sordariomycetes; Hypocreales; Clavicipitaceae
Source: the annotation of a GenBank genome assembly